Trypanosoma cruzi is the source of this 2517-nucleotide messenger RNA. RefSeq names its product trans-sialidase, putative. NCBI's taxonomy places the organism in Eukaryota, Euglenozoa, Kinetoplastea, Trypanosomatida, Trypanosomatidae. The coding region runs from base 1 to 2517 and encodes 838 amino acids. Gene Ontology annotation, cellular component: cytoplasm; intracellular membrane-bounded organelle; membrane. Gene Ontology annotation, biological process: ganglioside catabolic process; oligosaccharide catabolic process. The transcript has a single exon. The record is from RefSeq and is a predicted model, not a curated record. Gene Ontology annotation, molecular function: exo-alpha-sialidase activity.
AUGGGUGACGAUGCUUACUGUUGUGCUCCUUUUUUUAAUUAUCCUGUUUUCCUUCAUUUUUUUUACUCUCUUACGAAGAAAGAAAGUACUAAACGCUACUGUGAAAUUCGAAGGCUCUGUAAGGACCAACAGCACACACACCGCCCACACACAAAUAUUUAUAUGCACUCACGUGCUGCUGCAGUGAAGGCACCCCGCACACACAACCGUCACCGCGUGACCGGAUCCAGCGGAAGGAGGAGGGAAGGAAGAGAGAGUGAGCUGCAGAGGCCCAACAUGUCCCGGCGUGUGUUUACUUCCGCGGUGCUGCUCCUCCUCGUCGUGAUGAUGUGCUGCGGCAGUGGUGGAGCUGCAGCCACUGAGAACAGUGUUUCAGGGGCAGCACAAGGUCAGGGAUCUUCACCGAGUCCAUUUUUUGUUUGGAGGGAUGUGAACGGAGGAGAAACAGUGAGUUCGCUCCAUGUUCCAGUUCUUGUUGAGAUGGAUGGUGGUGUGUUUGCCGUUGCCGAGGCGCAGUUGAAGGAGGGAGGAAGCAAUUUUACUGGGAUUGCCUCGGAGCUCCUGGAGUGGACCGAUAAGGAAUCAAAAGAAUUGGAUACAACUAAACUGAAGACACAAGUACUGGAGGAAUGUCCUGCCGGAAAUAAGGGUUGUGCCUCCCAAACACGAGCUCAGGAAGCUUCCCAAAGCCGGACAAAAGUACGUGUGAGCCGGCCAACAACAGUUGUGAAUGGGAGUGAUAUUUACAUGUUUGCUGGAGACUACGGUUUUGAAGUUACUGAUAAGGCAGCUACUCGUAGCACAGCUGCAGCAGCUAAAUGGGGACUUUUGGUGGCUGUGGGAAACGUCAGUAAUGAUGGGAGCAGCGGUAAAAAAAAAAUUUAUUGGGAAGACGCUUCCGUUAUCCCGUUGACUGAUUUUGAAAAACAACACGAAUCCUUGACACGGCUGAUUGGCAGUGGUGGAUCGGGUGUUCAGAUGAAGGACGGUGCGCUUGUGUUGCCCGUGGAGGGCACGAAGAAGGAUGGAAAAGCCGUUUCGCUGAUCAUGUACUCCUCAGCCAAUGAGAGUGGGAAUCUGUCGAAGGGGAUGUCUGCCGAUGGCUGCAGUGAUCCCUCCGUCGUGGAGUGGAGGGAGGGAAAACUCAUGAUGAUGACUGCGUGUGAUGAUGGCCGCCGCAGGGUGUACGAGUCCGGUGACAAGGGGGAUUCGUGGACGGAGGCACUCGGGACACUUUCGCGUGUGUGGGGCAACGACCAAAAGCGACAUGAGUGGGGCGUUGGAAGCGGGUUCAUCACAGCGACGAUUGAUAACAGGGACGUGAUGCUCGUUACUCUGCCGGUGUAUUCAAACAGAAAGGGAAAAGAAAGGGCUGAACUCCAUCUUUGGCUGACGGACAAUACGCACAUUGCUGAUAUUGGGCCGGUAUCCGGCAACGACGAAGUUGCCGCCAGCUCCUUGUUGUACAGAAGUGGAGAUAAUAAGAAGGAGGAGGAGUUGAUUGCACUGUACGAGAAGAAGAAAGGCGAUGGAAAAGAACCGUCGUACGGUAUGGUCUCUGUGCUUCUGACUGCGCAGCUGAAGCGGGUGAAGAAGGUGCUGACGACCUGGAAGGAAGUGGACGAACGUGUCUCCAAGCUGUGCCUCACUUCACGUGCUGCGGUGAGUGCCUUAACUGAGAAUGCCUGCAGCACUGAUAAGAUCACGGAUGGGCUGGUUGGCUUUUUGUCCGGCAACUUCUCUGGUAACACAUGGAGGGACGAGUACCUCGGGGUGAACGCCACAGUAAAGAAAGGAACGAAUGGGCUGGCAACAGGGUAUGCGGAUGGAGUGACGUUCCGGGGACCGUGGGCGGAGUGGCCCGUUGGCCGUCAGGGGCAGAAUCAGCUGUACCACUUUGCGAACUACAACUUCACUCUUGUGGCGACGGUGUCCGUCCACGGUGAGCCGAAGGGAGAUACCCCCAUUCCAUUGAUGGGUGCGACGAUGAAUGACGGUAAGAAUACUGUGCUCCUGGGACUGUCGUACGACAAAGAGGGGAAGUGGCAGGUGCUGUGCGGUGGCAAAACGACCAAGGAACUCCGCAGUAAUUGGGAGCCAGAGACAACACACCAAGUGGCCAUUGUGCUACGGAACGGCAGCCAGGGCUCCGCGUACGUCGAUGGUCAGCGUGUGGGAGAUGCGUCAUGUGAAUUGAAAAACACGGAUUCGAAAGGAAUCUCCCACUUCUACAUUGGAGGGGAUGGAGGCAGCGCAGGGAGCAAAGAAGACGUGCCUGUGACCGCGACGAAUGUCCUGCUGUACAACCGCCCGUUGGAUGACAAUGAGAUCCGCGUCCUCAACGCAAACAAAAUUUCUAUUCCAAAGCUGACAGGUCUGAAAACAUUGGCGGCAGGAGCAACGGGUGUCGGUACCGCUCGCCACUUUGGGGCAAAUGGUGAUGGCAGCACUGUUUGCGGAGGCGGACUGCUGCCGCUGCUCCUUCUGCUUGGAUUGUGGGGGAUUGUCGCUUCUUGA